This is a messenger RNA of Neolamprologus brichardi, 1005 nucleotides long. RefSeq lists its product as uncharacterized. The record is from RefSeq and is a predicted model, not a curated record. Lineage: Eukaryota; Metazoa; Chordata; Actinopteri; Cichliformes; Cichlidae.
AUGGCAAAUCAAAACCCAGCCCGUGUGGUGCUCAUGUUGGUUGGAUUGUGUACCUUUUUAGCAUCCAUCACGUUCAACUCGCUUUCAGGAUUUGGUUCCAGAUCAGUUGUAUUCAAGCAGAGCAUAGAGGAUGUGACACUUAAGUAUACAACACAGAUAACUCCUGCUCAGUGGACUUUUUUCGUGUGGGAUUUCACAUACUUUUGGGUUUUGGCCAUGUAUAUAUACUUUUUACUUGCGCUCUGCAGAAGGAAUGCUUAUGACUGGAUGUACACCAUGCCAGCAGUGCUACCCUAUGGAUUUCAUGUCUCUAUUAUAAUCAGCCUUUGUUUGAACAUUACAUGGCUGUUUCUUUAUGACAGAGAAUUGUUGCUGCCAACACUGAUAACCUCAGUAUUGAUGAUGCUCACCGAUUACAUUAUCCUAUUUUUCUCUUGUCAUGGUCUGAAGAUCUAUGGAGCCUGGUUGAACAAAUACCACAUCACAGACCUCUGGCUCUUCAGAAUCCUGGUUCAAAAUGGAGUGGCAGUGUGUGCAACGUGGGGGACCCUCUCUGCCUUGCUGAACCUGACGAUAUAUUUGCAGUAUCAGGCAGAAACAGCGAGAUGUGACUGUUCAAUGCUAGCACUGACGCUGCUUCUGAUGGAGCUGCUGGUCUGGUUUCUGUUAGAGAACUUCUGCUUGGAUAAGCACGUGCGUUAUGUUGUGACAUGCUACCCUGUGGUAAUCCUGUGGUUAACAGGCACCCUGAACAACUCAGAAUCUCAGGGAAGUUUCAUUUACAUCUUUGCAGCUGUGAUCCUGAGUGCUUCCUGUAUCAUGUUUGUGAUUCGUAUUGCUCUUGUCACAUGGAGGCAUCACAAAGUUCCACUUUACAAAGACAGCGAACCGACUAUGUCACCGGUUGAAAUAGCCUUGAGACAAAGAAAAGUCUUUCUAUGAAUACUAGCUUGAAUAGUUACAAUGUAAGUUUUUGUUCAAGUGUUGUGUUGGUGUUUACAUUUG